Molecule: messenger RNA, 1477 nt
Organism: Pocillopora meandrina
Lineage: Eukaryota; Metazoa; Cnidaria; Anthozoa; Scleractinia; Pocilloporidae
Source: the annotation of a GenBank genome assembly
GCAGAAUUUUAUCUCAACGUCCGACGCCAGGCAUUUGUACAGAGACGCUCAUCCUGACAAUCGCAGGUAUAAAGGACCGUGUUCUUUUACAAGUAAACACAACUCACUCCAGCAAACCGAUUGUUCUCAGUUAGGGCUCGAUUUAAAUCUCUUUUUGAUUUGGAAAUAUGAAUAGCACAUUUCUUUGGAUGCUUUUAGCUCUAGUUUUAUUAUCUUUUGUAUGCCUGGGAAGCACAUUCACACCCGGUGCGGGAUGUCAUAUAGCUAAGUGCAAGAAACGUCAGGUGGUGCGAAAAUACAGCGAUCAACAGGUAAUUCAUCAGUAAUGCAUCCUCAGCAGUCCAAAAAUAUGUUUUUAUGUAACCUAAGAGGAUGUGCUUAAGUUCAUUGUUUUCUGUUUUGAUCAAUGGAAAUUUUUUUUAUCCAAUUUAGAAACAGUCGGUUUCAAUUUGGCUAAAUGAAGAUCAUGAACUCAAUUUUAUCAUUCCUUCAUCACUCAUAAGCGGUGGAAAAUACCCGUCCAUGCUGACAGAGAGUACAUUAAUUUUUUUUACAGAGUGAAAUGUGUAGUUCUUGUCCAUUUGAUAAGUAUUUAUGCCAACUAGAACCCAGUACACAUAGCUUGUCAAACAGCUCUCUAAAAUCUUUUUCACGGCUGAUAACAGUGUAUCGAUCAAGAUCUUUACCGAACCCGUGGUUUAUCGAACUUUUUUUUCUUUGCUGAGUUGAGAAAUUAUUCACCGAAGGGGAGGUAAAUGACUGUUGUGUCAAAAAUCCGGCACGCUGAAUAACGAGUAUACCUAAAUAAGUAGUAAGUAAUUCAUCAGCCGCUUGGAGCCUCCGAACUGGCUGACCAAUCAGCACGCUCUAAAAGUACUAUUCUCCAUAUGGUUUAGACUCAUUUCGAUAAUGUUUUAACCAGCAGGAUUUUAUAAAGGCAUAUUGUGACAAAGUUCGUCCAUGUCCUGGGGCAAACGGAAAACGAACUCUUCCACGGCAGGAAGCUGUACUGGAGAGGGACCAGGAACGUUUCUGACUUGGAAGCCAAUAUGACAUAGCCAGAGUAAUUUAAAAAAAUUGUUUAGACGACCGCAUAUUUUCCGUAACCCAUGAAAAGAUUAUAUGAAUAUAUAUUUCUGUAAUUAUAAACCUUAGAUAAUAAAUUGUGAAGACUUGGAAUUAUUUUUAGGACUUCAUCAACAUAGUAUCGCGUAAAAUAUCAAUUCCAUUCACGAAAAUAAGUUUAUCAAAGCCUUAUGUGGAUUAAACAUUUUUAAAUAUUUUACCUCUUUUUAUCAGAGCUCGCUCGCCAUCUUAGCCACUUGCAAAGAUUAUUAUGAUAUUAGCUAAAGGAACAUAAAUAUGUAUUCCAACUAAAUUUAGAUAUAAGAUUAAAUUAAAAUAUUACGUGUAUAUUUGGGUCUUCAAUCUUAAAUCCGAGAUACUGAAUUGUGUAGACUUCAUUAACAUAGUAUCG